Molecule: messenger RNA, 2178 nt
Organism: Anthostomella pinea
Lineage: Eukaryota; Fungi; Ascomycota; Sordariomycetes; Xylariales; Xylariaceae
Source: the annotation of a GenBank genome assembly
AUGUCCUACAAACGAACCCGCGCAGACUUCGAAGCCGACCUCCAAGCCCAGCAAUCGCCCUACGUCCUCUUCGGCACACCCCUGCCACCUCUCGACCCCGAGGUUCGCGAUGACGGUUCCUACGUGCCCGUGUGGAAGCAGGAGGUGAGGGAUGAGCGGGGACGGAAACGGCUACAUGGCGCAUUCACCGGAGGUUUCAGCGCCGGCUACUUCAACACCGUCGGAUCCAAGGAAGGAUGGACACCCUCGACCUUUGUGUCCUCCCGGACGAACCGCCACAAGCAGGAUGACGCCAAGAACGAGAAGCAGCGCAUUGAGGACUUCAUGGAUGAGGAAGACCUGGUGGACGCUGCUGAGGCCGAGAAAUUACAAACAGCGCAGGGAUUCGCUGGACUGGGCUCUACCGAGGACGAUGGUUUGCGCCGGCGCGGACUCGCCGACCUCUUCCGCAGCCAGGGGGAGACCAUGGGCGUGAAGCUUCUGAGGAGGAUGGGCUGGAAGGACGGACAAGGGAUUGGACCGAAAGUUCGUCGGAAAGCUCGACUCGACGUCGGCGGGACAGCGGCUGCGACCAAAGAUGGAAGCGAGACGCACCUCUUCGCGCCCGAGAACGUCUCGUUGAUUGCCUUUGUUCGGAAGCUGGAUCGCAAGGGAUUAGGAUAUGAAGGCGAGUCGCGGUUGGCAUCGAUAGGCCCCAGUGCCAAGACGGAAGCUGGUGAGAGCUCCGACGAGGAAACGAGGGAUGAGCCUUUACGACGGCCAGGCGCACAGAAGAAAAAGAACAAAUUCGCAAAGGGAGGGAUUGGUAUGGGCAUACUGAACGACAACGGGUCCGACGAUGAGGAUCCUUACGAGAUCGGUCCGAAGAUAUCUUACAACCGGAUAAUAGGUGGCGACAAGAAGAAGAAGAAAGCGAGCACGACGCCAGUCAAUCCGGCUCUACGUUCGGCUCCGGUCUUCAUAUCGCGCAAGAACGCGCUCGCAAAGGCAGGCAAGAACUUGAAGAAGUGUCAUGAUGGUCGGCUGCCCCUGGAUGGGUUCGUUUUUGGCACAGAGAUCGACACUUUGACAUCUGCGAUCAACUUGACUGGCAAAUAUCCCCCACCGGAGAUACCACCAGAUUGGAAGUCUAGUAAACAGCGCAAGGCCGAGGCGGAAAACUCGAACUACGUAUCGACAGCAGACGCAGCGAAAGCGUCGAGUCUUGAUCCCAAGUCACGAGCUGCCCUCCUCGGCGAAGCCCAAUUACCGGGGAAAUCUGUCUUCGAUUUCCUCUCACCAGAGGCUAGAGAACGGCUUGCCAGUGCUACGGGAAAGAGUAACCUCCCGCCAGCUAUGAGCGAGAUCCCGGCAGAGUAUGCCUUGACCGACGCAGAGCGCCAACAAGAGCUGAUCCGCCAGCUACCAGAGCUGGACAAGCACACAGCCAUAGCAGCCAUAACGCGAGGAGCGGGCGGCGCAGCCCCCUACGCCGACAACGAGGGUAAGCGCGGCCGUUAUCGUGCCUACCUCGAAUACGCCGCUGGCUUCAACAAAGCACUGCCCACGAAACCAUCGAACCUAACAAACGAAGCCUGGGUACGCGAGCUGCACGAGUUCCAUAGCUGCGCCCGGAUCUUCAAGCCCAUGACUGGCAUGAUGGCGUCACGGUUUACAACGUCGUCUUCAUCUGCCAAUAAGCUGGCGAACGGCUCGUCCGGCACAGCAGCGGACCAGGAGCUUCUGUCUAAACCGACACCCAAUCCGAAGGACCCAGCUGAAGAGGCUGCCAAGUUGGGCAUGUACGGUGCCAUGACGCGAUCGGUGGCCGACUUCUACCCUACGCGACUCCUAUGCAAACGCUUCAAUGUCCGCCCGCCGGCUCAUGUCCAGCCAGAUCCGGAGGCGGAGUCCAAGGGCCCGCCCAAGUCUACCUCUACACCGGCGCCGGCCCAGUACGCACCCUCUACAGGCUUCGCGGAGGGCGCGAUGACGCUGGAUGAGUUGAUGAAGCAGGCGCAGGAGUCGAGUACCAGCACUACGCAGACGGGAAGCGAGCCUACGAAGGACGCAGGACCGACGGGGCAACCGGCGAAAGCCGAGGUGAACGCCGAUGUCAAUGAGGCCUUGGAGGGCAAACGGGCGCAGGACGACGUGCUCAAGGCUAUCUUUGGCGAUUGCAGUGAUGAUGAGGAAUGA